Messenger RNA from Alosa alosa (allis shad), 5277 nucleotides. RefSeq names its product solute carrier family 17 member 9-like. The transcript is spliced from 14 exons. Gene Ontology annotation, biological process: transmembrane transport. Gene Ontology annotation, molecular function: transmembrane transporter activity. Gene Ontology annotation, cellular component: membrane. Lineage: Eukaryota; Metazoa; Chordata; Actinopteri; Clupeiformes; Clupeidae. The record is from RefSeq and is a predicted model, not a curated record. Bases 670 to 2067 code for a protein of 465 amino acids.
GAAUGAUGACAGCAUACAGGACCAGCAGCACAAACGUAGUCUCCGCGCACAAUAUUGCAUUCUGCCGUAGGUGUAGCUGGUCAUGGGACAUUAACUAAUGCCUAAAUGCGAUUUUUUUUCAGUGGAUCGCCAAACAAGUAACAAAUAAACAAUUUGAUUCCGACAGGGAUGUUUCCUGCCGUGUCAUUCGAGCAUCCUUUUCGCGUGGUUUAUGCUAGCAACUGAUAGAAACUCGCAGAUUCACCUUGUGAUGGACGUAUCACUUCCGACUGUGUAUUGAAAUAUUUUAUCAACAUUGCUUAGUCAACAUGAAGGACAUACUCAACAAACUCAAUAACAUUACAUCGUUGGGCACUGAGGAACUGCGUGGCUGCAAAGAAAAAAAAACUGACACGUGGAUUUACCAUCACUUGUAGGAAAAGAACAGCUGGCACUCCGGUUGAGCUCUCUAAGUUGUGCCUCAAGAUAAGCGUUCUUUUGCCAUGUGAAAUACUGUUCAGUUGUUCAAAGUUGAGCUGUUUGAAGGGAAUGCCACGGAAUCAUCUCAGGAGUAACGUAAGGCUUUCUUUUCCCCUUUCGAAAAUUAACUAGUUAACGUUACAGUUACCUGUGCUAAAUCUGGUCUGUUCGAGUGGGGGUCGCAUCGUAAACAAGAGUAUUUGUCAUUGAAUGGCAAUUCUACAAAAACAUGGAAAGAACUCUAGUCCAGACUUGGCAAGUCUUAAAGAAAACCCUGCCGACAGUUUCGGGACAGCAGGAUGCCAAAAGAAGUGGGCAGAGUCAAGUUCACAUUGGUCGAGGCCAGUAGCCCGGGUAUGGACUGUGGUGCUUCUGUUGGGCACCUGCCUGCUCUACUGUGCCCGCGUGGCCAUGCCAAUAUGUGCGGUCACCAUGGCAGAAAAGUUCAAAUGGAGCAAGAGGGAGUCGGGCAUGGUGCUGGGCAGCUUCUUUUGGGGUUACUGCUUCACUCAGGUCAUCGGGGGCUACAUCAGUGAUAGGGUGGGCGGUGAGAAGGUCCUACUGCUGUCGGCCGCUGCGUGGGGAGCCAUGACGGCCUUCACCCCGAUCCUGGCCCACUUCUGCUCGCAACCCAUCGUCUCCAUGACCCUGGCUCGCUUCCUCAUGGGACUGCUCCAAGGUGUGCACUACCCCUCACUGGCCAGUCUGUGCUCUCAGAAAGUGGUGGAGAGUGAGAGGGGCUUCCUCAUGAGCACCGUGGGCAGUGGCUCCUACCUGGGGACCCUGGUGAUUGGAGGGGCAGGUUCGCUGAUGUUGGAUCUGUAUGGCUGGGAGAGUGUGUUCUACAUCGCCGGCCUACUCUCGGUUCUCUGGGCCUACUGCAUGUGGAAGUAUCUGCUGAAAGGAGAGGGUCCGAUCAUCACUUUGGAGUCCCUGGGUAGUCGAGGCCCCCAGUCCAAACUGUCCCGGAGGAACUGGCUGCGCCUUUUUAAACAGCCUGCAGUCUGUGCUGUCAUUGUCACACACCUCUGCACCGCCAGCACCUUCUUCACACUGUUGUCAUGGCUGCCUACCUACUUUAAGGACACCUUCCCAGAUGCCAAGGGAUGGGUGUUUAAUGUGAUCCCAUGGUUUGUGGCCAUUCCCUCCUCGCUGUUCAGUGGCUGCCUCUCGGAUCACCUCAUUAGCCAAGGUUUUGACACGGCCUCAGUCAGGAAGCUGAUGCAGUUCUUCUCCAUGGGCGUCUCUAGUGUCUUCACAUUGUUCCUGUGCGGCACCACCACAUUCCCCACAGCUGUGGCCUUCGUCUCGGCCACCAUGGGCCUCACCACCUUCAGCCACAGUGGGGUGUCUGUGAACGUUCAGGACCUCGCCCCGUCCUGCGCAGGAGCUCUUUUCGGUGUCAUGAAUACCUGCGGUGCGUUUUCAGGGGUCAUCAUGGUGUAUUUGGCGGGGUAUCUGAUCGAAGCCACAGGCUCCUGGGCAUCAGUCUUCAUGCUCAUCACAGUGAUCAACCUCCUGGGCCUCGCUAUCUUCCUGGCCUUCGCUGAGGCCAGGCGGGUGGACAUCGAUGGUGCCAAGGCCCGUUACCACAACAUCCACAUAUGAGCUGAGGGGCCAGGCAGGCUGCAUUCAGCCUCCUUGUGUUUGAGGGUGUCUUGAGGUCACAGUAGACAACUCUGGGUGUUCAUGGGAACUUUUGAGGGGUUUUUACCCCACAGAGCACUAGAUAAUAACACAAUAGCACUGAAGGGAGGGACCGAUGAGCUGCUGUGGUAACGCUUCACAUAGUGUUUUUUUUUUUUGUUACACACACACAAAACACAAACACACACACAUACCACACUCACACACUCACAUGAUUCAUUGUCAUUUUCAGAAAACAAAGACAAUGCCAAAUGUCAUUCCGUUUAAUCCUAGCUUUGCUAUUUGUUUAUGUUUUGUUUAGAUGGGCUUGUUUGGAAUAAAUAGAGCUCAGUCGCUGGGGAAGAAUGGACCACCAAGUAGUCCCUUCAAAUUCGGCACUCAAUCAGACAUCACACACUCACCAACACACAAAUGCGCAAACACAUGUCUUAUACACAGCUCGUGUGCAAACAAGCUACAUACACUAGUUUCUAGUUACAGUCGCUCCUAGUGAAAGAGGACCCAAUGCAUUUAAGAACUUAAUCUAUAAAGCUUUACCAUCCACACACACCAUCACAUUGAUAUUAAUUUAUUUUACAUUUGAAAGUAAAUAGCAUUUAGAUGUCAACAAAUUCUGUUAAUAAUAAUUAUAUCAUCAACAUAUCUGUGAACUUAAUCACCAUACUUUGAUUUUCUUUUGAAUUAAGACAAAGAGUCUGAGUCAUGUCUGACAUUGUUCUUAUGAAUAAUUUUCUAUCAGAUAGUCAUCAGAAGUGAUUUUAUGGUGAUUACAGUGGCAUGAUAUUCACAAAUACCUCAAUUAUAUCAUUAUUUUGAAAUUAUUUGAAUUACUUUGAAUUGUUUUGUAAUGGUUUAAGCAGAGAAAGUUUUCUCAUGGACAGCAAAGUCUGCACAUUCAUAUUUAUAUUUCCAUGUCAGUCAAAGUUAUGUAAAAAGUGUUUACAAAGUGCACACUGACAAGAGGUUUGUCUUGUUUAGAUUUGAAACUAGGAGGCCUGAUUUCACCCUGGCUGCCUCUGGGUGGUACUCUCUUCUCAACAAAGAAAGCUCACAGUUGUAAUGAGCUUUAACUCUGGCCAGAGUAGACCAAAUGAUCGUUCAGUUGUCAACCAGUUUAUGAAACACACAUUAGCAUUGCUUUUUAUUAGACAUCUGGUCAGUUGCCGGCCAUCUCAGGAGUUGACCUCUGUCAGAGAGUAAUGUCGCCUGUUAACAUGGUGGUCUUUUGGAAGCAGUAGAGUUGGGGAGGGGGUGGGGGAUAUUAAAGCAGUGAGAUAAAGAUAAAGCAGUUUGGUAUUUAGCUUUACACCAAAGCCUGAAGUGGAUGGCUGGCUUUAUUUAAGCGAAUAGGGUUGAGGGAACCGCUUAUGCAAUGCAGUUACUGUGGAUGUGUCCAGAGGUGGAAUGGUCGAGUUAUAGAAAUGCUUGCAGAUCCUCUCUUGAUUUAAAUAAUGGUUUAUCCCAGUUGCAUCUGGGAUUUGGCUUAAUUAACUUUAAGAUGGAGGAUGGUACGUUGUGUUGUUGAGUUGUUAUUGUUAUGACCAAACAAAAUAUAUGUACUCAAGUCCAUGUUUUUGCCAAUGCAUUUCUUUUUAAAUUAAUUUGGGGGGGUCAAUCAAAGCAGUCAAUCAAAUGCUCUCUAGCAUUCUUAAUCACAUGAUGAGAGAUUCCAGGCCAGUAUAUUUAUAUGGUUGAAUGUUCUGUUUUUGACCAAUAGCAAUAUCAUUGUCUUGGUAUCCCUUAAAGCCUCUUGUUCAGUUGUGUAACAUUUUAUGUGUGGGUUAUUUCUUGGGGCACAUACCCAUUGCAACCAGAGCUGUUUUUGCUCUUGAAUGUUUGAAGAAUAUUGUAACGCAAAUACAACAGACCAAAGAGUUGGAAAACAGAGAGGCCGUGGUUACUGAUUCACUUGAUUACUAGUUACAUGUUGUAGCUUUUGUCAAACUCGUGCUGAGACAAACCUUAGUCUCUGUAAACACAUCCCAGUGUAAAAGUGAAAAGUGGGGGAAACAGAGAUGGUCUAAAAUCUGGCACAGGAGUCUCUCCAACCAGAACUAUAACCUCUUUGAACUAAAAUCCUAGUUCCAUGUCUUGCUAAAUAAGAUUUUAUCAAAGGUUAUGGGGAGCAGUGUUCCAUAUAAAAGCAUGCCACUGCCACCAUUUUGUGAAGGCAAUGCCGGCUUUGGCAUUUUAAAUGAAUGGGUAAGAGUUACAGAGCCUUAAAAGGACACUGGAUUGCACCUCAUCAAAUAACUCAGACACAGAUUUCCAUUUUUUUACAUACAUUUCUCGCAUUCCAUCUCACUUUGAAAUGCUCUAUUAUAUUUCUGCAGGUGUUGAUAUUUUGAUUUCAUGUCAGACAAUUGGUCAUGUGCACUUUUGUUACUCUAAAGGUCAGCUAAAGUAUAGGUCAUUUAGUUUUACCAUAGUAUUGAGGAGCUUUAUGCAUUACAGCUGAGGAGAGAAUGAGGCAAUAGAAAACUCCUUCAGAAGUCAAAAUAGAAGGGUGUGUACACAGUAAAUGCCUAUACUCACUGAUGCACACUCACACACACACACAUGGUAGGCCGUGCUGUCUUUAUAGAAUUCUAUAUAGAUUACAUGUAAAUUUCUAUGUUCAUCUAUGAAUAGUGCUGAAAUAUAGGGUGCUAUUUGAAGUGUUAUAGACUUAAUAACCACCUGUGCUGUUCUACGCAUAAACCUACUGACCGAUGGCAAUUAGAAAUACUGUUGACCAAUACUUUGUAUAAUCAUUUUCACAUCUACAGAACUGCAGUUUUGAGACCAUUUGGAUAUUCCUGUUUCGCCAUAUGGGAUUUUUGUGUUUCUUUUUUACCUGUCCUUACCUAUUUGUUUUUGCUUAUUAUUUUAUUUGAUUUGAUUUAUAAACAUUCCAUAUUAUGUGGAUACUUGUGAAAUCGUAUGCCCAGUCUGAAGGUCUUCGACAUGCACUGUACCACAAUUUAACGCAUGGCCAUUUUGCAGAGCCAAGUUAUGUUUAGCUAUGUAAAGACAAAGUGCUUCUUUUUUGUUGUACAAAUAUUGUGAAUGUUAAGCAGAGUUAUGAAAAAGAUGUACAUAAAAAUAAAUGCAGUAUUUCAUUGCUUUGGAGGGAGAAAUAUGUAUUUGUAUACAUAUUUUGAAUUUUCAAUAAAUAAUAUCUAUAUUUUA